UUCGCCCUCGCAGCCUCGCAGCCUCGCAGCCUUGCAGCCAUGGCCGCCGCCGCCUCCUCCUCCGCGCGGCCCGCCGUGCUGGCCCUGGCGGGGCUGGCGCUGCUGCUGCUGCUCUGCGUCGGCCCAGGUGGCAUAAGUGGGAAUAAACUCAAGCAGAUGCUUCAGAAACGAGAAGCCCCUGCUCCAGCUAAGACCAACGUGGCGGUGGAUGAGAACAAAGCCAAAGCGUUCCUGGGCAGCCCGAAGCGCGCCAAGCGGCAGCUGUGGGAUCGAAGCCGGCCCGAGGUGCAGCAGUGGUACCAGCAGUUCCUCUACAUGGGCUUCGACGAGGCGAAAUUUGAAGAUGACAUCACCUACUGGCUAAACCGAGAUCGGAAUGGACAUGACUACUACGGCGAUUACUACCAACGUCACUAUGAUGAAGACGCUGCCAUUGGCCCCCGGAGUCCCCACAGCUUCAGGCACGGGGCCAGUGUCAACUACGACGACUACUGAGCUGCUCACCAUGCAGAAAACCAAUAGCUCUUGUCCACGGCUGUACCCAGAGCUCUACACUCCUUGUGUAAGGUGCUUUAUGUCAGUGUCGCUCAGCAGAGCUCAAACACUAAACGCAAGUGCCUGUGGGUGCAAAUCCCUCCCGUUGCAUCUCAUUUGAAAUAGAAAUAAAGCAUUCUGUUAAAAAGGAAAGAAAGAGAACAGGCUCGGGGUUCGCUUGGGUAAAAAUUAAGCUAUGACAGUUGUCACUUCCUUCAGAUCCUGACGUCGGCCUGUCCCCUGAAGACCCUCUGUGCUGCAUCCUACCAGGGAGCCUCGCGCCCCGAGCACAGCGUGGGACAGAGCCAAAGUCU
Perognathus longimembris pacificus (Pacific pocket mouse) is the source of this 848-nucleotide messenger RNA. It is a transcript of the gene Ecrg4, whose product is annotated as ECRG4 augurin precursor. Bases 40 to 495 code for a protein of 151 amino acids. NCBI's taxonomy places the organism in Eukaryota, Metazoa, Chordata, Mammalia, Rodentia, Heteromyidae. Gene Ontology annotation, biological process: G1 to G0 transition; central nervous system development; cellular senescence. The transcript is spliced from 4 exons. The record is from RefSeq and is a predicted model, not a curated record.